AUGCAUUUGUUCAACGUCAUUACCUCUUUUGCUGUGCUCUCCACAGCUUCAGCGGCCGUCAUUCCUCGGAUACUGACGGACUUCAAACCCGAUGGAUGGAGCUCUAUGCCCCAAAUCACUCCAACCGUCGACACCAUCAGUGCAGACUUGACCAAUCUGGACAAAGCCAUCACAAAUCUCACCGACGUUCUUCAAAGCUCCUCCGGUGGCAUCAUCAAAGCAAUCUCCGACGUCUCCUCUGUCAUCUCCCACACCAUCUCGAUUCAGUCCGCCAACCGUCAGGCCAUGUUGGACGUACAGGAGCUUGACACUGUAUUCUCCGCCUCAGAUUCUUCGACCAUUAUCAACAAGCUCAAGGACGAUGUAUACCCCCACGCCAAAACGGCUCUUGAUUAUCUUGGACAAGCCAAAUCGGAAGGUCUCCUCAACACUUUGGCCUCGAAAUUCGCCGUCCUACCAUACCUCAAUGUUCUCAGCAGCGAAUACGACGGCUUCAGCACUGGGCUUCUCAAGUACAUCGACUCGGGCUCCCAGGCUGACGCCAAGACCGUCUUGGACAACAUCAAGAAUCUCUUGGCCAGCACCAUCUUGACCUACUCCGGUUGA
Colletotrichum chrysophilum is the source of this 606-nucleotide messenger RNA. RefSeq lists its product as uncharacterized. The transcript has a single exon. The coding region runs from base 1 to 606 and encodes 201 amino acids. The record is from RefSeq and is a predicted model, not a curated record. NCBI's taxonomy places the organism in Eukaryota, Fungi, Ascomycota, Sordariomycetes, Glomerellales, Glomerellaceae.